AUGAUUUUAUUUCAGGCUGAUGAUGAUGAAUUUUAUUUCUUCUGUCACUUCCUUGGAUUAAGUAAUUUGCCCAGAACUGAAUUUACAGCUGCAUCUAGCAUAGAGUGGACUGUUUCUGAUCCGAGGGAUUUGAUUAGAACGUGGUGUGAUGACUAUAUUAACUUUAUUAAUUUAUCUGUGAUUGCUGCCAGGGGAUUACUGCAGACUCACAUUAAGUGGUAUCCUCCAACUUUACUUUUGCUUCCUCAUAACUAUGAUGACAUCUUCAAAUAUUAUCAUAAGAAACCUUGUAUUGUGUGCCAUAGUGAACCAAAAGAUCCUUCACUGUGUUUAAUAUGUGGAACUAUGGUUUGUUUGAGGGAAAAUUGUUGUCGUCAACUGGCUCAUUAUGAAGCUGUUUCACAUUCUGUCACUUGUGGAGCAGGCACUGCUAUUUACCUUGCUGUUAACUCGUCAACUAUUAUUGUGAUCAGAGGUAAACGAGCCUGUCUUUGGGGUUCAGUAUAUCUCGACAGCUAUGGAGAGGAAGAUAGGGAUUUGAAGCGAGGCAAACCAUUAUUUCUCAGUGAAGAACGAUAUUCAUUACUCCAACAACAGUGGAUCAAUCACAGCUUCGAUCAUACCAACAAGAGAUGGGUCUGGCAUAAGGACAACUUAUAACGUUAAUUUUAUGUAUAUUUGUAAAUUCCUGCCUAAAGAUAUGAAGCUCUGGUAUACAGAACUUUUGUAUUAUAAACUUGUUUCUUUCUAUAAUUACAGAAGGACUCAAUACAGCCACCCUGGGUUGGACUGCUAAAUAAUAAAAAUAAAAGAACUUUUCUUUUGUGAAUUUGAAUGAAAUUAUAGGUUGUUGUUUGUUUAAAAGAUUCAUUUGUUUCUGAAGUAAUGGUUUUUAUCAAAAGAUGAAUUGUAAACAUAAUUUUUCCUUGUUUUAAUCUGCAUUAAAAAGUGCUCACUUUCAUUGAUUUGUUGUCUGAAACAUUUUAUCCUUUUAAUUAGAGAAUAUUGAAUCUUAUAAAUGAAUAUAAAUCUGUGAACAAAUAUAUUUUACUUUAUAAUUAUUUUUGAUUUAAAUUGAUAAAAACACAUAAUUUUUUUUCCUUCUUGGUUUUAAAAUAAUGCACUUAUUUUUCAUAAUUAGGAUCUUUAUCUUUGUACUAGUGAUGCAAUAGUUGUUUUCCUACAGAUUACUUUCAAUUUCAGAUGGUGGUGCUUAAAAAAAAAAAGCGUAAUCUUAGAAAAUUAAAAACAUUGCACUAUUUUAUGGAUAUGUUUUAUUCUUUUCUAAAUGUGUUCUUGCUUAUAUUUCUUUAAGUGCCAAAAACUUAUUAGAAAAAUCAAACUUUUUAUUAAUUCGAAUUUCUUUUCUACAACUUUUUGUUGAAUCGUUGCUAUGCAUCAUUUUAUAGCAAGGACUUUAAGUUCCAGUUUUAGUAUCAUUAUUAUUUAUUACUCUGAAUCAGUACGAUAGUAAUUUAUAAUAUUUCAUAAACUAUAGUCUGGCUUUUGCAUUUAUGAACUGCAUAUUUUUUUUAAAAAAAAUUUAAUGUAUUUUUUCUGUUAAAAUACAUAAACAUUGAAAUGGCCAGAAUGUCAGUUUUUUUUUUGUGUGUGAAAUAUUUUCUUAAAAUACAUAAUUUCAAAUAAAAAAAAUUAUGCAGACGAUUUCUUAUUGAUAUAAUUUUUGUGCAUUAUUUUCUUUUCUUUAUUUACAGUAAUUGAAAACAAUUUUAAUUCAUAAAUUCUAAUUUCCAUUUUCCAUUCAAACCUAUUUUCAAAGCUUCAUUAUGAUAGAUAAUUUUAGAUUAGAUAAUUUUUUUCUCCCUUUACAUGAAAUGAUCUGAUUUUGCAUUAAAGUCUGACAAAUCUUUUAUUUGGAUUGAUUUUUCCUUGCAAAGAUAUUUUCUUUUAUUUCAUUGUUGAUAAAAUGAAAUUAAAAUUUUAUUGUAAAAAGUUCUGCUUACUAAUAAUUAGCAAAAAAAUGUAAACUUUUAACUAAAUUACUAAAAAAAUUUCAAUGUCAUAGGUGUUUUCAAAAAUGUAUGCACACUUUGAAUAAUUAUUAUCUGAGGAAGUAAUAAUAUACUUCAAAGUUUUAUAACAUUUGUAAAUACCAAUGUUGUGCUAAUUUACUGAAAUGGUCAAAAUAAUUAUUAUUAUCUAGGCACACAGAUGGUAUAGAGAAAUGGAAACAGCAAAUAUUAAUAAAUAAUAGCCAUGAUAAUAAGUUGAAUUCUCUUUCAAAGUUUAUUUUCAACUUUUGGCUAUUCUUAAGCAUAUUGACUGCUGGGUAUUUUUCUUAAAAGAAGACUAAAUGAUUCAAUGCAUUAAUUCCAAUGAUAAAUAAUAUAUUUUUUUAUUCAAUUGUGUUAUGAAUGUGCAGUUAAAAAAUAUUUAAAUUACUGAAAUGGUCAAAAUAAUUACUAUUAUUAUCUGAGCACACAGAUAGCAUAGAGAAAUGGAAAUAGCAAAUGUUAAUAAAUAAUAAUCACUGUUAAUAAGUUGAAAUCUCUUUCAAAGUUUAUUUUCUUGUGGCUAUUCUUAAACAUUUUGAUUGACAGGUAUUUCCCUUAAAAUGAAAUAAAGGUAUUCAAUGUAUUGAUUCCAAUGGUAAAUAAUAUAUUUUUCGAUUCAUUUGUAUUAUGUAUCUUUGAAGCCUUUUAAAUAAUUAUUUAUAUAAUAAUUAUUCAGUGUGUGAAUACAUUUUUUAAGGAAAAUUUACAUAUAGUGAAUAUUAAUUUUUUUCUUUCAUAUCUUAUGAAAAACAUUAAACAGAUUGUUAUGAGCUGAUGCUUAUUUACAAUGAAUGGAUUUGGUUAAUUUGAAAUAUAAUGGGUGCUUGUUUUCAUCUUCCAUUAAACAAUAAUUUUGUAUUAAAAUUCUAUAGAAUUUGUUGCUUUCAUUGUAACAUUCAUAAAAAUCAUUCAGUGAUAAACAGUAUGGAAUUUUCCUGACGAAUUACAAAACAGUAUUUCUCUUUCACAACAUGACAAUUUAGGUCUUCCUUUUAUAACAGUUUUUGGUGCUAAAAUAAAGUUAAGCAGCCUUCAACAUAAUGUAGUGAUAUGCAUUCCAUGUUUGUUCUAUUUUCAUUAUUUAUUUAAUUGGAUAUAUAAUUUAGAUGAUGGAAAUUUCUGCAUGAUUAAAUUGUUUAUCAGAAUCAGUUUAUGUUGGAAAAAAAAUCACUAUUUAUUGAAGCAAUAAUGUAAUUUGUUCUGUGCUUUGUUUUUGACCUUGGAAACAAGUGAUGAUAUACAGUGUGUCUUUCAUUAAAGAUGCAAAUGAUAACCUGCUGUUUUGUACUUAUUUAUUAAUAUGACUUAGUAAUUAUGUCUUAAAUACAAAAUGCAUGCAUAAAAUAGUGUAGAAAGUAAAUCUGCCUCAGUUUCUCUCGUUUUUUCUUUUUUUUUCUUUCUUUUUUUUAAAUUGGGAAAUGUGCAUUUGUGAGUUUUGAUGGGUAAAAAAAAAAAAAAAAAAAAAAGAAAGCAAUUAUUAUUAUAAUUUAAAUAAUGUAAAAAAUUAUCUUAUUUAUUCUGUAAAAAUCAUUCUUUAAAAAAUGCUGUAAAAAUUAUUAUUAUUGCUUCUGCAGUAAUUAUGCAAUCAAGUACUUUGAAAACACCAUUAAUUGUGCUUGGUUAUGCCAUCAAACUGCUGCAUUCAAUAAGGGGAAAAUUGUUUUGUAGGCAUACAGGUAGUUGGAAACUAAUGAUUAUAUUGGUGUAAACUGGCAGACAUUUUUCUUUAAUUCAUAUAUUUUUUUUUCUAUUAUAACUAAUAAUUUAGAAAGUACAAAAAAAAAAAAAAAUCAGAUUAUUGUUAUUAAAUCUUUUCUUGAAAUUUUAUUUUGAUAAUUUUUAUUUGAUUAUUUCAUAAACUGUAAUAUGAUGCAAUGUUUUUAAGGCUAGUUUUUGGUGAAAACAACUUGGAAUAUUUAAUAGUUUCAUCUGUUAUUAUUAUUGAGUUACUAUGAGUCAAGAAUAGAGAUUAAUUCUCCAUUCUUGAGAAUCACUUUUGAUUCUUCAUGACUCUUUUGAUUCUGAAGAGAUUUUUGAGAAUCUCUUUUGGAAGGCAUGUCUGGAAAUUUGUUGGAUUUCCCCAUAUUUUGAAUUUUAUAGACUUUUUAAAUCUCUUUAUAUUAAAAUAAAUAUUAAUUUAACAACACAUCUGAUCAGACAAUACUUUUUAGAUGGUAAUUGCCGUCUUUCAAAUGUUCUGAAUUUCUUUCAAGAAAGAAACAUUUUGGAAAAAAAUUAAAACAUUAUUAUUAUGAUAAAGAUUAUAAAAAGUAUAUCUGCAAUUUAAAUUUCUAUAAUCUAGGGAAAAGUAUAAAUUCUGAGCAUUUUGAGUUUGAUUAAAAAAAAAAAAAAAUGAAUGUGAAAAAUAUUUAAGAAAUAACUCAUACAAGAAUUUUUUGAAUUUGCAAGUCUACAAAAAUUAAAGAAUUAAGAUUUCAAACUGUGUUUUCACAAAUCUGUUGUUGAAGGAAAAAUUCUAAUCAAAAUUCCAAUUCAAAAAAUCAUUUGUAAACUCUUGUUGACUUAUUCACCAAAAA
This is a messenger RNA of Argiope bruennichi, 4552 nucleotides long. Its product is annotated as E3 ubiquitin-protein ligase UBR3-like. Gene Ontology annotation, cellular component: ubiquitin ligase complex; cytoplasm. NCBI's taxonomy places the organism in Eukaryota, Metazoa, Arthropoda, Arachnida, Araneae, Araneidae. Gene Ontology annotation, molecular function: ubiquitin protein ligase activity. Gene Ontology annotation, biological process: protein ubiquitination; ubiquitin-dependent protein catabolic process via the N-end rule pathway. Bases 1 to 660 code for a protein of 219 amino acids. The record is from RefSeq and is a predicted model, not a curated record. The transcript is spliced from 4 exons.